This is a messenger RNA of Gilbertella persicaria, 309 nucleotides long. Its product is annotated as thioredoxin-like protein. The record is from RefSeq and is a predicted model, not a curated record. The transcript is spliced from 3 exons. Gene Ontology annotation, cellular component: cytoplasm. NCBI's taxonomy places the organism in Eukaryota, Fungi, Mucoromycota, Mucoromycetes, Mucorales, Choanephoraceae. The coding region runs from base 1 to 309 and encodes 102 amino acids.
AUGUCUGACAAAAUUGUGCUUUACAAUGCCCGUAUGUAUCCAUAUGCCCAACGUGCUUAUAUUGCUCUAAAGGAAGUGGAUGUGGAGUCUGAGCGUGUCGAUAUUGACCUGUCCAACAAGCCUGAUUGGUACAAGGACAUUAAUCCUGAACUUAAGGUUCCUGCUUUGACUACAGAAGAUCAAAGUAUUGCCGAAUCUUUAGGUAUUAUCAAAUACAUCAAUGAUCGAUUCCCCGAGAAAAACUUAUUAACUCAAGAUCCUUUAAAGCGUGCCAAGAUUCGAUUUGCUAUCGAGUACUUUUCGUCCUAG